Messenger RNA from Eruca vesicaria subsp. sativa (arugula), 675 nucleotides. Lineage: Eukaryota; Viridiplantae; Streptophyta; Magnoliopsida; Brassicales; Brassicaceae. The record is from the annotation of a GenBank genome assembly.
AUGUCGGUGAUCAGGGAUCCUAUUUUGAACUGCGGCCCAUGGAGGAAACUCUUCUUUUUUGUUCGUAUAAGCGCUGAUUCGAUUGAUGAAGGUUGUAUCCCGCUGCUUAGGAGCAGGUCAAACCCUAAUCCGUACACCAAUCCCCUCGCUCCGUUUCCCGCCGAUCUGGUGGCAGCGAGGGAUCUUCUAAGGAACAUGCUGUCUUUCUGGUCGUCCUUUACGCGUUUCCUUUCUGAUUCCUGGGUGGCGGAGGAUGUUGACUCAGACUUGGAUGAUCCUACCCUCAGCCAUGUCCCUUUGAGAGGUACGGAGGCUGAAUCAUUCAAAGGAAAAAGAAUUAUCCUCGGCGGUAUAAAGUUUUUCGUGGAUGACUUCAUACUUCCAGUAUGGGAUCAAAAUCUCGCUUUUGGCGACGGUAGUGGUUCGAGUGAUUUGCCUCUGCCAGACUUUGAUCAGUUCUUUGCCGACCUUCCUACAGAUCUUGAUCCGCCUCCGCCCACGGAAGAAUGGAGGAGGCUUGAAGUAGUCGUGGAGGGAUCCUGUAGGAUGAAUGGGGGGCUGGACGUACUUAGCUCGGCUCUUGAGGCAAGUAACAGGGAGGCGAUGGUCUACAGCUUCAAGGCGGAGAAAGCGGAAAAAGAUCUCACUCGCGUGCAUAACGAGGUCUUAGAGUGA